AUGGUUGUCACAACCAGAAGAGCAGAACAAACCAGGGUCGUCACUCCUGACGGUCAUGUACAAACAAUACAUUCAAACUCCCCGCCGUCGAUGCAUUCAUCCCUAGCCGAGAGACCCCCUGGCGAGAUGCUCCAGCCAGUAUUACAAUCCGUCGGUCCACAAAUGCAGGCAGUCGAACCCAGGAUAGCACAGUUGAACUAUCGCGCACCUAUGCGUGAAAUGCAAGGGGAAAACUUGGUACAAGACCAACCCCCGCCCCCAGGAGUUCAUUUUGGAAUGCCUUUCCACACUUUUGCCCCACCAGUCAUUCCCGUCCCACGAGCCCAUCGUCCACUACCAGCCCAAAGUCUACCAGUAGCCAUGCACAACGAUUACCGAGCACCGAUGGUCACCCCGUUCCCUAUGGGACCAUACGCCUCUUUCCCUCAGCUUUACCCAACUGGUUUUCCUUUCCAUGGUUACGCUGCCCAACCCCAGAAUUCGGCCGUCCCGCUGCACCAAGUGUCCUAUCAAAACCAGGGUCAACAACCGUAUGUCGCCCAACAGCCUUUCAAUCACGCCCCAGCCCUCUCCUACUCCAUUGAAGCCCCUCAACCACAAGCGGACCGGCCCGCCCGAAACAACAACCUACGAGUCACGCCAGCUCAUACGUCGGGGCGCAACAAACCCCUGACUGAUAUCCUCCGGUUAACUCCCAUACCCCUUGGUUUUAAAGGGCCCUCCAAUAUCGCCACAUAUGUCGGAGAUGCCGAUCCUUUUGAAUGGAUCCAGAAAUUUGAGGCAGCAAUGACUCUCCAUGGUGAAACCGACCUCCUCAUGUGCAGGACCAUCCCCACGCUACUUGGGGGGCGAGCUUUAACAUGGUACACCACCCUACCGACUGGUAGUAUCGCUUCAUGGGACGAGUUGGCGAGCAAGUUUCAGUCUCACUUUGCAACCAGUCGCCCUGUGCCAAAAUCUGUCCACUCUCUAGAAAAAAUACGCCAACAGCAAGGCGAGUCCCUCAGGUCCUUUUUAGACUGCUUUGAUAAGGAGGCCCUACAGGUGCAAGGCCUGGACCCAAAAGUACAGGUACAUAUACUUCUUUCGGGUUUGCGGCAGGGUGCGUUCGCGUACGAGCUCGCCCGCCAUGAGAUCAAUGACCUGGAAGAAGUCAAGAAGGUGGCCCAGGAGUACAUGCGAAUCGAAGAGUACAAAGGAAGCCGAGUUGAUGACGCCCACAGUCAAGAAAAGGCAGUCAGUCGUCAGACACACGCCGUCCUACAAACGGAGUAUAAGGAAGAAUCCAAAAGGACCCAGCAGCCUCAGAAUCCGCCUAAAGAAAACAUCAUGUACUGCAAGUUCCAUCGCAGCAACGGUCAUAACACUGAGCAGUGCAGGCACCUCAAAGACGAAAUUGAUGAACUCAUCAAAAGCGGAGCGCAGAGGCGCGGAGGAGACGACCCACGCCCUUCUGGAACAGGAAGGCGAUAUCGUGAGCGCAACAAAUCGCCUGAAAGAAGGAGAACGAAUCAAUCUGGCUCCAGACCCUCCUACAACCGUGAUAGGAGAGAAGAUUCCCCCAGGAAUCGCAGAGCGCAAGCAAGCCCAAACCGUAGAGUGAGGCGUGAAGAAGUAGACGAAGACUCAGCCGCGGUGAAGCACAGAGUGAUAAACAUGAUUUCAGGCGGACUGAGCGGAGGAGGAGAGACUGCGAACGCCAGAAAGAAACACUUGAAGCAGUGUCUGGCGGUCGCUGGCAAAGUCAUUAGCAAAGCAAAGAACAGCCCGGGUCCAACCAGGCCUCAAAUUGUUUGGGACAGCAGCGAUUUGGGCGAUGUCCUCCCAGGACAUGACGAUCCACUCGUCAUUCAAGCUAUAAUCGCCAACUUCGGCGUUAAUCGCGUUUUUAUUGACCACGGCAGCUCAGCCGACAUUUUGUUUUUACCAUGCUUUAAAGCGUUAGGGUUUACUGUUGAUAGUUUAACUCCUGUUACAGGUGAACUCUCAUGUUUCAAUGCUACCACCACAAAGCCACUGGGAGUGAUUACCUUGCGGCUUUCCCUUGGAACGCCACCCACCUCACGAUCCGCAGACAUCCAAUUUUUGGUGCUCGACACCUCAUCAGCUUACAACGCCAUUCUUGGUAGAAGGAUGUUUGCUGCCUUCGAGGCAAGCAUCUCACACCCCCACUUGGUAAUGAAGUUCGUCGCCAGGGACAACAAAGUCGCCACGGUGCGGGGAGACCAAACGAUAGCCCGAAGCUGCUACAACAUAUCCUUGCGGCCAAUGGCCAAAGCUAGUUUCAAUGAUGAAAGGGCGCCCAAGCAGAGGAUGACCUCGCCAGCAGAAAGAAAUCCAGGCGAGGAGACAAAGGAGCGUGACCAAUGUUUUUUGGUAGGAUUUGAUGCCAGAGAUGAUCCGCGCGUGGAACAUGACAGACCCAGGCUUGAUGGGGCGUUGGAACAUGUUGUAUUAGGAGACGCGGAUCAUCAAACAACAACCAUCGGGGCCACCAUCGACCCCGAAAUGAAAUGCAAGUUAAUCAAGUUGCUCAAGGAUAACAAAGAUUUGUUUGCAUGGAAGCCUUCUGACAUGCUGGGUAUCAAUCCAGACGUUUGCUGCCACCGUUUGUCGGUGGAUCCCAAAGCCAAGCCAGUCGCCCAGAAAAAGAGGAAAUUCGGUCCCGACCGCCUGAGGGUGAUUGAUGAAGAAGUCAAAAGGCUCCACGUCGCCGGGUUCAAUAGGGAAAUCAAGUACACAACUUGGUUAUCCAACCCAGUAUUGGUUAAAAAACCAAACGGCGCAUGGAGAAUGUGCGUUGACUACACCGACCUAAACAAAGUCUGUCCAAAGGAUGCUUACCCUUUUCCUAGCAUUGAUCAGUUGGUCGACAACGCGUCCGGAUUCAAAAUGCUGUCAUUCAUGGACGCAUAUUCUGGUUAUAAUCAGAUUCCACUUCUUUAA
Messenger RNA from Gastrolobium bilobum, 2946 nucleotides. RefSeq lists its product as uncharacterized. NCBI's taxonomy places the organism in Eukaryota, Viridiplantae, Streptophyta, Magnoliopsida, Fabales, Fabaceae. The transcript is spliced from 2 exons. The coding region runs from base 1 to 2946 and encodes 981 amino acids. The record is from RefSeq and is a predicted model, not a curated record.